UCCUAAGAAACUACUAUCAAGGCAAAGGCAAGCCACGCAUCAUAAGUCUCUACACAGAACUGACAUCACUACAGAAGUCUGAGAGUGAAAGUGUGACCGAGUAUGUGAUCCGGGCAGAGACCGCAAUCACAGCGCUAAGAAAUGCCGGUGAGACAUUAAGUGAUGGACUAUUGGUAGCAAUGGUGUUAAAAGGUCUGCCGGAGUCCUUUAAACCAUUUGCAAUCCAUGUCACACAACGUGAUGAGACGAUGCAGUUCUCUGAAUUCAAGACAAAACUGCGCAGUUACGAGGACACAGAGAAGAUGCGGGCUGAAGCAGAUGACAACGUGAUGAACGUACGGCAGACGAGAGCGAGACCUGACAGACCAGCUGACCGGGGAGCCGAGAGGAGCGCCGCGGAGGUGGUGUGCUUCAAGUGCGGCCUGAAGGGCCACAUGGCCAGAGCCUGCCGACGUAAACUGUGGUGCAGUCAUUGCAAGAGCAGCACACACCGGGACGCGACCUGCAGGCGGAAGCAGCGCGGCAACCGGGACGACGCACGGAGGGUCCACGGGGAGACGGAAGACCAGGACCGAGACGAGUACUUCUUCCGAGUGAGCGAGGGGGCAGCAAGAGUCGACGUGAGAGGCCUGAUGGUUGACUGCGGGGCUACCUCGCACAUCAUCACAGACCUGGCGAAAUUCAAGCGGUUUGAUGACGGGUUCCAGGCCGAGACACACUGCGUGGAGCUGGCGGACGGCACGCGGUGCAAGGGCGUCGCGGAGCGCCGAGGUGAUGCAGAAGUCUGCCUGAUCGACAGCACAGGUAGACACCUGAACGCAACGCUGAGGCAGGCGCUGUACAUCCCAUCCUACCCACAAGACAUCCUAUCCGUGAAAGCAGCUACUGCCAGGGGAGCCACUGUGGUCUUCAAGGAGGAGAAGAACGUCCUCAUCUACCAAGACGGAGCUGUAGCCUCAGAUAAGGCCAAAGAGUGGGUUAAAGCCAUGGAUGAGGAAAUGCAUUCACUUAAAGAAAACAACACAUUUACCUUGACCAAUUUGCCAGAGGGCAAGAAAGCAGUGGGGGGUAGAUGGGUGUAUGCCAUCAAAACAGAUGAUGAUGGAUCUGAGAAGUACAAGGCCCGAUAUGUUGCUAAGGGAUAUAGCCAAAAGAUGGGUGUAGAUUAUGGGGAGACAUUUUCUCCUACAGCUAACAUGACCAAGCCUGCAACAAAAUUUAAGUUGGCAAAAUUUGCUGGAUUUAUGUUUGGGUCUAACUAAAGGAAAAUGGACUUGUUUUCUGACUAAAAUGUCAAUGUAAUGUUUUCUUUAGGUUUAUAAUGUGAGAGCAAGUGGGGGUGUUGAGAGAUGCUCUCAAUUAUACAUUUUCCUAUUUUAUGUUUUGUCAGAAUAUGUUUAAAUCGGGUUAUUUUCUUAUGACAGCAUCUUGAGUUAGUGUGAUUGGAACCACCUGUGAUGACCUGUUAAGUGGGCGUGUCUAAUAAAAAGCCUUCCUGCAUGCUGCACAGUUGGCCCCUACAAGC
This is a messenger RNA of Syngnathus acus (greater pipefish), 1525 nucleotides long. RefSeq lists its product as uncharacterized. Gene Ontology annotation, molecular function: nucleic acid binding; zinc ion binding. The coding region runs from base 180 to 1262 and encodes 360 amino acids. The record is from RefSeq and is a predicted model, not a curated record. The transcript has 3 exons. NCBI's taxonomy places the organism in Eukaryota, Metazoa, Chordata, Actinopteri, Syngnathiformes, Syngnathidae.